Messenger RNA from Trichosurus vulpecula (common brushtail), 519 nucleotides. Its product is annotated as ATP synthase subunit delta, mitochondrial-like. Bases 1 to 519 code for a protein of 172 amino acids. The record is from RefSeq and is a predicted model, not a curated record. NCBI's taxonomy places the organism in Eukaryota, Metazoa, Chordata, Mammalia, Diprotodontia, Phalangeridae. The transcript has 4 exons. Gene Ontology annotation, molecular function: proton-transporting ATP synthase activity, rotational mechanism. Gene Ontology annotation, biological process: proton motive force-driven ATP synthesis.
AUGCUGCCCACUACACUGCUCUGUCACUGUGGCCCCUGCCUGCUGUGCCAGGCCUGGGUCCCAGUCCCUGCAGCCCCUGCUGCCCUGGCCGCCUCUGUUGCCACCGUCCUGGGCCAGAUGUCCUUCACCUUUGCCUUCCUAAUGCAGGUGUAUUUCAAGGAGGCCAAUGUGAAGCAAGUGGAUGUCCGAAUCCAGAGUGGGGCCUUUGGGAUCCUCACUGCCCACAUCCACACUCUGCAGGUGCUAAAGCCUGGCAUGGUGACUGUGCACACUGAGGAUGGCACCACCACCAAGUAUUUUGUGAGCAGUGGUUCUAUCACAGUGAAUGCCGAUUCCUUGGUGCAGCUGCUGGCAGAAGAAGCUGUGGCUCUGGACACGCUGCACCUGGUGGCUGCCAGAUCCAACCUGGAAAAGGCCCACUCAGACCUGUCAGGAGCAUCAGAUGAGGAAGCCUGGGCCAAGGUUCAGAUCUGGAUAGAAGCCAAUGAAGAUAUCAAGAAUCAUGAGCUGGAGAGCUAA